AUGAAGGGUGACGGCAAAGCAGGAACCUGCAAAGAUAUAGUCCCAUUAGUCGCUAAAGUGGUCAUGGGUGCAACAGGUUUUAUUUUCGUCAUGGUUAUAUUAUUUCUUAUUAUUCUUCAAAAAGAGAGAACAAAGACAAGAGAGUUUUACAAAAAAAAUGGUGGGCCUAUAUUAGAGAAGGCAAAGAUAAUAAAGCUUUUCAAAAAGGAAGAGCUCAAGCCUAUUAUAAAGAGUGACAAUUUUAUUGGAAAAGGUGGCUUCGGUGAAGUUUACAAGGGUCUUCUUGCUAAUGAACUAGUUGCAGUCAAGAAGCCCAUCAGUGGGAGUGUACUAGAGACUGAACAAUUUGCAAACGAAGUCAUCAUCCAGUCUCAAGUCAUACACAAGAAUAUUGUUAGGCUCAUAGGUUGUUGUCUUGAAGUGGACCUUCCAAUGCUAGUGUAUGAGUUUCUCUCCAAAGGCAGUUUGGAAGACAUUCUUCACAGUGACAACAAGGUGCCUGUCAACUUGGACCUACGUUUAAGAGUUGCUGCAGAAUCAGCAGAUGGUCUAGCUUAUAUGCACUCAAAAACCACAACUAAAAUCCUGCAUGGUGAUGUUAAACCAGCAAAUAUACUCUUGGAUGACAAUUUUGUGCCGAAGAUAUCAGAUUUUGUCAUAUCGAGGUUGAUUCCGAGAGAUAAACAACAUACCCUAUCAAUCAUUGGUGACAGAACUUAUAUGGAUCCAGUAUAUCUACAAACGGGGCUACUAACCGAAAAAAGUGAUGUCUACAGUUUCGGAGUAGUUAUCUUGGAGCUUAUUAGCAGGGAGAAGGCCACAUAUUCCGACAAUAAUAGCCUCGUACAGAAGUUUCUUGAAGCUCACAAGAAAGAGAGGAAAGCAACUGAGUAUUUUGACAAGGAAAUUGCAGUACCAAGAGAUUUAGGGCUUCUUGAUAGUCUAGCAGAGAUGGCUGUGGAAUGCCUCAGCCUUGAUGUGGAUCAAAGACCAACAAUGACAGAGGUAGCAGAGCGCCUCCUCAAACUGUUCCGAUCUCGUGAGUUGUAA
Molecule: messenger RNA, 1050 nt
Organism: Triticum turgidum subsp. durum (durum wheat)
Lineage: Eukaryota; Viridiplantae; Streptophyta; Magnoliopsida; Poales; Poaceae
Source: the annotation of a GenBank genome assembly